Mizuhopecten yessoensis (Yesso scallop) is the source of this 2858-nucleotide messenger RNA. RefSeq names its product histidine N-alpha-methyltransferase-like. The transcript has 7 exons. The coding region runs from base 90 to 848 and encodes 252 amino acids. NCBI's taxonomy places the organism in Eukaryota, Metazoa, Mollusca, Bivalvia, Pectinida, Pectinidae. The record is from RefSeq and is a predicted model, not a curated record.
UCCGUCUACAACGACAGAUGUCUCUCUGAAAACACCUUCUACUACUUCUACAAGUCAGAGAUAUCCAUUCUCGCCAGCAAUAUAAAGACAUGGGCAGUGGCAAUAGUGAGAAAACUCGACUAUUUAUCGACACCCUGCUUCAGAGACAUGGCCGUGUUAAAUACACCCCAGUGGAUAUAUCAAAAGAUUUUCUAGCCGAAACAUCGGAACAAUUAUCUGAGAUUUAUGGAAACAAGCUACUAAUUGCAAGUAUCCCGGGAGAUUAUGACGUGGGGAUACAGCUGCUGAGUAAUACGUCUAGGAGCAAGGUUAUCACGUGGCUUGGGGGUGGAUUCCAGAACCAGAGUUAUCAGGACCAAAUACGUCGGCUUAAGUUGUUGUCGAAUGUUAUGACAGACAGGUGCCGGCUCAUCAUAAGUCUUGAUGUUACACAAGAUAAAGAACAGAUAGAAGACGCAUACCUCGAUCCUACAGGUAUAUCGGCAGAUUUGUACCUCAAUGCCGUGUGGCGUCUGAAUAGAGAGUAUGGCUGUUCUAUAAACACGACCACUCUAGCUCUAGAGGCAGAGUAUGUUCACAGUGACCGACCAGAGGACACCAGCUACGUCAUGCUUUUCGGCAAAUCUCUAGAGAAUCAAGUCCAUCAAAUAUCCGGUCUAGGAAUUACCAUAGAUCUAGCGAGGGAAGAGAGACUUUAUUUACACGAAGGUAAAGGAGUGAGCUGUAAAUACAACAUUAACCAGAUACGGACGCUAGGUUCCUGUGGGGGACUGCAAUUAGAAAACUACUGGACUGACACUGACAACCACGUGGCUGUCUGUUGUUUCUCCAUCCCAAAGACCACAUGACAACAAGACAUUUAGUGGAUGGCCACUUAAGCUGCAGUCAAUUCAAAUGGGCACCACAAGGAAAGUGAUAAUGUGGACUAGGUAUAUUCCUUUUAACAAACUCUCCGGGCCUGAGCAAUGUGUCGUCUGCUCCUUUAUUAUAAUUGUUCAAGUCUAAGAAAGGACAUCGUUUUAACGCUCAACCAGACAUUCUACCGACAGGGAAGUAAACAUCAUAACUCUUUAUUAUAGUAUGAUAGAUCCACAAAAAGUGAGAGCACGGCUUUCUUGCGAUAUUAAUAUCACGGUUGGAGACCUUAAAUUUAAACUUCUGUCUGUAUUGACAAUGAAAACAUUUGUACAAUUGUUUCAUAUGUUAUAUUUGUAUGUUAUGUGCAUAAUGAAUCAGCAGAUCUGUUCCUCCUAAACAUGUUUGUUUGUUUUUGUUUUUUGUUUUGUGUUUAUCCUAAGUAACAAUUAUUUGUAAAACAGAAUAUUACAUUAUGAUAUCAAAAUAUCGAUAUACUCACAAAUGCGAUGUAAUCUGUUUGUUUACAUCGAAUGACUUGACCAACAGGCGUUAUGCGAAAUAUAGCGAUACGAUGUUUCUAAGUUUAUUUUUGCAACACUGAAUACACAAGAUGUAUGCUCGCUAGUCUAUUAUACAAUAUAUUGAUAUUGAUUGCAAAACUCUGUCGAACAUCCUUGUGUAACGUAGUCGGAUUCUAGGGGAGGAUCUUGGCGUAAUAACAACCGACACAGGAUUCUCUCUUCAUAGAUAUGUUUAAUGAUUGACACGAAGAUAUACACAAAAGUCCAUACAACAAAUAAAUAGCUAUAUUUAAUACACAGUACCGAAACUAACGCGCCCAACUAUGCAACAAUAGCGCUCUACGAAUACAUUUACAUAGAUUCGAUCACAUAUACAGAUUCUAUUAUCGUUUAUCCACAGUUAAACCUAUAAGAAUAUAUAUAACUGGCAAAGUACCAAUAGACCACAGGAACUAUCACGAUGAAAAUUAUCUACUAAUAAGUUACAAUCAUCAGUAAAAUUUAAUAAUAACAUCUUAAUGUAAUAAUAACAAAUAAAUAAAUAAUAAUGUUAAACUUACUUGGCAUGUGGUGCCCAGGACGUGAAUACAUAAAUAUAGAUUAGAUCUACAUCUUGGAAAAAAAUACAACCACUCUGAUAGAUGGUCAAAGAAGAACUACCAAACGGCGGCAAAAGUACAAAAGAGAAAAAAAAAACCCGCAACGCGCAUGUCCUGUACUGUCCGUCAGUGGUCAAACCUGUUUUAUACCUGCAUUAACAGGGUGCCACACUUGUACUAAACUAAUCUACGCUACCAAUAAUAUGAGUAUGCUUAAUGAUAGACAUUACUGAAUGUUAAAACUGCACAUAAUUGAUAACAACGUUUCUUUUCGAAAUAGCCAAUGUUUUCCUAGCGUUCUUUAUUAAUAGUGAGGAAACACUUAACUAUACAACCAUACAUUUUAACGGCAGCUGUCCGUUAACUUCCAACGCAACCGAGCGUGUGCAACUGUGUUUUGUAAACAUCAUUGUCUUUCCAGAGAAGAGAACGUACAUUCAGGCUAUAUUCGUCUACCCUUUUUUUGGAUUCAAAAGUGUUUAUUUCUAUAUAAGCAGCAUUUUCCAACUAACGUCUCGAUCAUCGUUAAAAAUGAGUAUUUUACGUUUAAACCCACUGAUAACCUUCUUUUGGCGGUUUCAAACUCUGCCUACGCGACGCUCUGGCAUACUCUAGUGUUUUUGUUAUUCAAAUCUAACUGUGAACAUAUAUAUAUGAUUAGUUUUACAUAGUGUGAUACUAAUGAUUCUUGCUUGCCAUGUAUUUAGUAAACGUACUGCAACGGAAAUGCGUAUGUGUGAAUGCGUGGUACUUAUUAUGUAUAUCAUAUUAUGACAUGCAUAAGGGAGAUAACUAUGGAUGAAAUACUUUACUUUCGGUUUCGCUUUUGUAUGAAACUCUCCUAGAUAGGAGGUGAAUUGAGAAAGAAUAAAAAAUAAGA